AAAGAAGGUUUGUACACAAACAUAGAAGAGGAUUCUUUACGGAUUCUGCCAUUUACUGGAUUGGACCUACAGUGUAGAAUGCCGGUGCUGAACAUCGUUGGGCUCGCCUGCUCCGUUCUCAGCUUCGUUCUCCUGCUCACUGGCGCCCUCACUGACUUUUGGUUGGUGAAUUUUGGCUCAGACUUGUUCCAUAUGGGACUGUGGCAAAGUUGUACCAAAAACAUAUGUUUUAAAGUGACGGCGAGCGGUUACCUUAAUGCCACCAGAGGGCUCAUCAUUCUCUCCUCCUCGCUUCUCAUCUUCGGAAUGAUAUUUUCCUGCCUUACAUUUGUCAAGUUUCACAUAGGAAGACUCAGUGCCUGCCUCGCCUCUGCUGUCCUGGAAAGCUUGUCAGCUGUUUUUCUUCUCAUUGGGAUGUCCAUCUACACUUCUAAGACAGCCUCUGCGGUCCUCAACAGUUCUCAAAACUACCAGUGGUCCUUCUACCUGUGCUGGGGCGCCGAGGUGCUGCUCAUCCUUUCAGGGAUCUGUCACUUUCUGGCUCAUCGAUCGACGCCAUUACCUGGGUACGAGUCGGUGUAGACGCUGGUAUCGUCCUUCCUUCACCAUUGUGCUCCUUCUCGUCAUCAGCACUCUCAUCAUCUUCAGCAGUAUUCCCACCAUCCUCUACAGUCUGGUCAUCAUCCCCUUUGCUCUCCCCCUUUAGUAACUUCAGACAUGCUGUGCGGCAAACCACCACCCCUGACUCCAGCAAUUAACAGUCAUGAGAUAAGUGGCUGCCUGGCACCAUGGGCGCUACUUAUCCCAUGAUACAAUACAAACCAGUGUGCAGAACGGGCUGGCAUCCAGUUCCCAGACUGGCAGUAGAUCUUCUGGCAAGCUGAGGUGAAGCGUCUAACAUAGGGCCAUAAAGGAAGGUCCCUUUAAGGGACAAUAUUGGGCAAUAGCGGGGG
This is a messenger RNA of Bufo bufo (common toad), 953 nucleotides long. Its product is annotated as protein NKG7-like. Lineage: Eukaryota; Metazoa; Chordata; Amphibia; Anura; Bufonidae. The transcript has 5 exons. The record is from RefSeq and is a predicted model, not a curated record. The coding region runs from base 79 to 582 and encodes 167 amino acids. Gene Ontology annotation, cellular component: plasma membrane.